Molecule: messenger RNA, 4196 nt
Organism: Aspergillus piperis CBS 112811
Lineage: Eukaryota; Fungi; Ascomycota; Eurotiomycetes; Eurotiales; Aspergillaceae
Exons: 5
Coding region: 1-4161 (1386 amino acids)
Molecular function (GO): protein binding
Source: RefSeq, a predicted model, not a curated record
AUGGCAAUUUUUGGCAAAUUGAGGAGGAAGAAGGUGAUUCCCUUGGAACAGCCCGUUGGGAAAGAUCAAACCGAAGAUAUUCCUCCAAAUACAACUGUUGCAGAACAACCCCGCUCAAUGCUGCCUGCGCCGUUGUCAGAGAAGCAGGAACAACCGAAGCCGCUUCAGUCGCAGUCAACCCCCAGGUCGCGGCAGCCAAAUGGACAUCCAACGGACGGAGCUGAGGUCCCUGGCAACAACGGCUUCAAUAUUGUCGCAAAGCCUAUGGAAAUGCCUGUGGACGAUGAAUAUACACAAGCCUUACUCGACGCCCACAACAUGGUGAAGGAGCUGGCUAAAGCACAGAUGAGACCCAUCGACGGCAGCCUAGGCAUAGCUGAUGUUCUGAAAAAUUUAAACGAAGCCCCGAGCAGCAGGAAGGACAAGGUUUGGAACGGCUUUCAACACGUAUUGGGUGCAAUUCAGAAAAUCGGUGGUGCUGCUGCGAGUGUAGCAUCGAAGGUUUUUGCACCUGCUGCGGACUGCUACAAUGUCGUUAAUUUUGUCAUUGACACUUUCAAGGGCUAUCAGGGUGCAUUCGAUGCCUUGGAUAACCUUUUCGAUCAGUGCGCGGAUUACCUAACCCGCUUAGAUUACUACGAAGGACGAAUGGACAAGAACUUGAGCAACUUGUGUGCUCAGUUGCUCAAAUUAUUUGUCCAAGUAUGCAAGAGAGCUUUAGACUUGAAAGGAUCUAUCGGAGGAAAAUUGAAAUUGUUUGGUCGCGUCAUGUUCCUGAACGACAACGGCAUCAGCUCACUACUGAACGAAAUGGACAAACUGACCAACAAAGAGAAGCUGUUGGUCUUGGCCCAAACAUUUAAGAAUGCACAUGAUGGAUAUCGUGCGACCAUGAGGGUGGAGGGCCUUGUCUCUGAGAGGCACGCCUUGGACAUGGAGGUAAAUAGAGAAAAAGUGAUCAUUAAAGCAUUAGCGCUUGCGUGUGAGCCGACGCCUACCUGGCGCUCCAGGUAUCGGGAAUUAUUGAAUCAGCGACUACCAGACACGGGCCAGUGGAUCAUGACUGAGCCAGUCUUUACCAAUUGGGAAAACGGUCAAUCCCAAGCUAAUAUCCUAGCGAUCGAGGGUGGCAGUGGCUCUGGUAAGAGCUUUCUUGCCUCGGCAAUCAUCCAUCAUCUUCACAGGAAAUCUGCAAAGGAGACAGGUCACCGAGUCUCCACGGCAUAUUAUUUCUUCGAGGGGACUGGGCGACAAGCUGUGAAGAAUGCUAUGAAUCUCGAGACCCCGGCAAAGUCCAUUGUGUGGCAGUUCACCCAGAUGGAGAGGCUCUAUAAGAAGUCCGUCGCGAGGAUAUAUCUGCAUGAAAUGAACGUCCAGUUCUACAUUGUUAUCGACGGCCUGACAGGUGAGAUGGGAGAAGGCAUGCUACGGUUUUUAAGACGCGCGUCCGCCCUGCAGCCGGGUCGACGUGUCCUUAUACUCCUGACUGUCGACGCACAAUGUUCCCAGCAUCUGGCUAAUAUCGAGGGCAUCUCCUUCGAUUCCAUUCCCAUCAGCCCAAAAAAUCGGCCGGACGUGGAAACCCUUAUCCGGUGGAGAAUGGAUUCCAUGCCAGCAUUCAGGGAUGCAACACGCCCCCAAACAUCACAGCUACGGAAGAAAGUCUGCGACGAGCUCUAUCAGGCAACCGAGGGUGAUUACUUUAAGAUCAAUCUUGCUCUUGAUGAUAUCAGCAAGCGGGAAUACAAAUCCGAGAUCGAGCAUGCCCUGACGAAUGCACGCAAGGGACGCACGACGCAAGUUAGAAACGAAAUCGAAGUACUCAAUAAACACUGCUCCGAAACAGAAAUCUUAGAGAUCAACGAGAUUAUUCUUUGGAUUCAACGCUACAGGGAGCCUCUGACAGUGAAAGCGAUGACGGCAGCUUUAUAUGCGAAGGUUGGGGAAUUGUCCCUCCUAACGCUACCAGAUAAGAUCAAGUACAAAUACACACUGUUCAAGAUCACAAAGGGCGAAGUUCAAUUCCGGGCUGACGAAGUUGGUGACACCAUCCCAAUGAAGUGCCGUUCCCAAAGCAAGGCGGAGGAAGCGGAGGAUGAGCAGCUACAGAGCGCAGGGGCAGAGACGUAUAACAAAUUAGAAAUCGACCGAUUUUUCGAACAGGAAAAGCAGAUUCGGGAUAAAGAACUGAUAUACAAGGAUGAUCCCAACACCGAGGAGGCGAAGAUGGCGCUCAGUUGCCUACGCCUUCUCGCGGAAGGGGUAGACCAACAAAGCGAUCUUGUAUCGUACGCGAGAAGCAAUCUCGUAGAACACCUCUCCGCUGUCAACUUAUCCCUGGUUCAGGUUGAUUACAAGACCACGUUUGGGCCCUACCUUGUUAGUCUCUUUAGUGUUGACUCUUCAAUCGAUACCCUGCUCAACAAUAACGGCUUAUCCGGCCCCUCACCCGAUGAACGGCGAAGAGUCCGUCAACUAUUGUUGAACGACGCCAGUAUGGAUAUCAUCCUUCAGUGGCUCAAUGACGAGGCGGUAAUUUUGAAUGUCAACGAUGAAGCUCGUGGGUGGAUCACCGGUCCAGUUCGUACUGAAGGUCACCGAGCCUUGCUGAUGCCAGCUGCGAUGCGAAUGGCGAGGCAUCUGGUGCACGAGCCACACUUUGUACCGUUCAUAAAACAUGCUUUUGAAUUUCUUGCGGGCUUCCUCGAUAAGUAUGAGAAUCCUAGCGAACAAGAAAAGCUCGAAUCCAUUAGCAGAAUUGUAAGUGUUGAGAGGUGGUGCGAGAAAGUACUUAAAGGGCCGAAGAACGCUUUGUGGCACACACAAAUAGGCAUUCUUUUAAGCAGUCAUGGUCACAAAGAGUUGGCGGAAGCCCGAGCACGACAAGCCUUGGCACUCAACGGAGCGGACUGGCAAGCCUCUACCCUUCUGGCCGAAGUAGUCGGGGGCAGUCAAGGAAUCGAGACUUUGAAGCCUGCCAUAGAGCGCCUUGUGUCAAGCGGCGAAUGGAAGCAAAGCGCUCUGGAGCGGGUGGGACUCGCUAAGAUGCUGUUUAUCACCGCAGAGCUCAGCUGGAAGGAAGGGCAAGCCGAUAUGGCUAUCAGGUACUGGUCACGGGCGGUAGACACUGAUCUCACUGAUAUUGUUCGCGUUAUCCGGUGUUUAGAGUCGUACGCCCAGGGUAAGCGCUGGGUGGAACUUAUUGCGAUUCUGCGAAAGAUCGACGAGGGAUCAACGGAACAGCAGGGCUUGUCUGAUUUGAUAGCCGCAAGAAGGUUCCCCCAUGAUAUGUUUUUGCAAGCGGCUCUUCAUACCAGGGAGCUCGCAUUUGCUGUCGGCGCCUACGAGCGAUCCGUUCAGCUGGUUGAAGAGCGUGGAGGGCACGCUACAUUAAGCCUUCUCCGGUACCGCUUUGGGCGGACGAUCAAGGCACAACAGGACGGCUUGUCCAGAGCGAUCAAGCAGUGGCGUCAGGCCCUCGAUGGCGCAGACCCAUCUGACAUGUCAACAUUGAUCAGUUGUAUAGCGCCGAAUUACGUGCAAAAAGCCAUUGCGGCAGGCCCCAAUCAUGAAGCCGUCUCAGCUUAUCUUGAAAAGAUUGAAGCGCUUCUCCCCGAGGACGUACCUGAAGCCGAGGUCAGUCUCCCGCCUCGGGUAUAUAUUGCACGGUACUACAAGAAGCAAGGCAAUCCGACCGAGGCGAAGCGGAUCGCUCGAAACGUCGUGCAGCUAAGCCUUGAAAUCCUCUCCGACGAUGAUGAAGGAAACGACCUACCCGCAUACAACCAGCUUCUGUCGAUAUUCAUCGCUUUUGGUGAUAUCAAGAACAUACUAGCAACGCGUGCCCUUGUAGCGUUACAUUUUAUGGAACAGAAAAUCGCUUGCGAUGGCGACUGUAACCGCGUCAUGGAUAUAACCGAGGAAAUACAAUGGUGCCAGGAUUGCAUCCUUGUCCAUUUGGAUGAAGAGUGCCGCCGAAAACUUGAGCAAAAUCGUCUCCCAUACUCUACUUGUAAUGCGUCACAUGAUUUACUUCGAAUUCCGCGAAUGGAAGAGUCCUUAGGUAACCUGCCGGAGGACAGUGUACCAUUCGGAGAUGACUGGGUCUCGUUUACGGAUUGGUUGGGGCACAUUGAAAAGGAUUAUGUUAGCUUUGAAUGAGCAUACGCAGAAAGCAGGACCAAGAAUAAAGUCAG